Messenger RNA from Colletotrichum higginsianum IMI 349063, 1467 nucleotides. RefSeq names its product Proline dehydrogenase. The record is from RefSeq and is a predicted model, not a curated record. Gene Ontology annotation, cellular component: mitochondrion. The coding region runs from base 1 to 1467 and encodes 488 amino acids. NCBI's taxonomy places the organism in Eukaryota, Fungi, Ascomycota, Sordariomycetes, Glomerellales, Glomerellaceae. The transcript is spliced from 2 exons. Gene Ontology annotation, molecular function: proline dehydrogenase activity; FAD binding.
AUGAAGACACCCAUAGGACUUUUUGCCGUCAGGCGUCCGUCGGGAACCUCAACAACGGUUGUCAGAUCAGACAAGCGCACCUACGGGAAACCGACCAGGCCCAGACUCGGGGCGGCCAACUCACCACAAGUGACGAUACCCGGGGCGAGCGACACCGUUCCCUUGGUUCAUAAUCCGACCGCAUCACGAGCGCCCGUGGAAGGUUCUCCUCUGUCGGGUUUGUCGACGGGCACACUGCUCAGGUCGUUGCUCAUCACCACGAUCUCGUCCCACCGCCUCCUCCUCAUCCCGGCGCUCAAGACCCUGUCAUUCCUCGCCAAGCCGGGACGGCCGGCGAUCCUCAGCGUCGACCGCAACCCGGUGCUGCACGCCAUCUUGCGCAAAACGUUUUACGACCAGUUCUGCACGGGGGAGACGGCAGCCGAGACGCGGGCGUGCGUGCAGCGGCUCAAGGGCCUGGGGUUCCGCGGUAUCAUCCUGACAUACGCAAAGGAGACUGUGUUUGACCACCUGACGCAGUCGGCCGUCGAGCACGGGAAGGUCUCUGGCGCGUCGGUUGGCGGGUUCGAUGCCGACAUUGAGGAUUGGAAAAGAGGCACACUGGAAACCGCGGCGCAGAUUGAGGAAGGGGACUUCCUCGCCAUCAAGUUGACCGGGGCAGGCCGCGCUGUCACUUCCGCCUUUGCGGCUGAUGAGCUCCCGCCGAAGCAAAUGCAAGACGCCCUGAACGAGAUAGCCACGACUUGCAAGCAUCGCGGUAUCAAGAUCAUCGUCGACGCAGAGUCGACCCAUUUUCAGAAGACCAUCGACAGAGUCACGCUGGAGCUCAUGCGUCGGUUCAACAGGGAAGGGACCGCUGCUGUUUACAACACCUACCAGGCCUACCUCAAACACACGCCUGACAACAUCGCCAGUCACCUCUCCGAGGCGGCCAAGGAUGAAUUUACUCUGGGUCUCAAACUUGUGAGGGGAGCUUACAUCCUUUCCGACAACAGAUCGUUGAUCCACGACACGAAGGAGGACACCGAUGCGGCGUACAACUCCAUCUCCCAAGGCGCUGUCAAGAGACAUAUUGGGGAGUUCGGCAGCCAGGACCCCGGGUCCAAAGCCUUCCCUUCGGUAGACCUGCUUCUCGCGAGCCACAACAAGGAGAGCCUCUUCGCCGCGCUGGAGCUCCACCAGGAACGCCUGAGGAGCAACCUGCCCACGGUGCCCAUCUCCUUCGGCCAGCUCCACGGCAUGUCGGAUGAGGUCAGCUUCUCGCUGCUUCGGGCCGGGAGCCCGAGAGACGGCCUGGAGGGGCCGAGCGUAUACAAAUGCUCGACGUGGGGGACGAUGGGCGAGUGUCUGGCGUAUCUGCUGAGGAGGGCGGUGGAGAAUCGGGACGCGGUGCUGAGGACGACAGACGAGCACCGCGCUGUCAAGAGCGAGUGUUGGAGGCGGAUAAGCUCAGUCUUUUCCGUCUAG